Pogonomyrmex barbatus (red harvester ant) is the source of this 2978-nucleotide messenger RNA. RefSeq lists its product as uncharacterized. Gene Ontology annotation, cellular component: nucleolus. Lineage: Eukaryota; Metazoa; Arthropoda; Insecta; Hymenoptera; Formicidae. The record is from RefSeq and is a predicted model, not a curated record. Gene Ontology annotation, molecular function: nucleic acid binding; telomerase inhibitor activity.
UUGAAAGAAUCAUCUUUUUUUGAAUUGGAUUUUUUUAACUGAAUCUUUUGUUCGAUCAAAUACUACGAAUCAGUCCAUAUAAUGACGAUGCUUUAAACGCAAUCAUUGACGUUUGGGCAUAUAUCGUAUGAAAGUUCUUUUUUUUGGGAUCUGUUGGAUUAGAUCUCGAAUAUCUUGCACAUAAAACACAUGGUUGAAUACCUGAAAUAAUCUAAUUAUUAUUUUUUAUUAUCAUCUCGCUUCGGGACGAAGCAACGCUCUUCUUCCAAAUUUUGUUUCAUAUAAAAACACGUCAAAUGAACAUAAUUUAUCAAUAUUGGAGCUGAGGUUAAUUAAAUUGAAUAAUUAUUUAAUCUGAUUUUCCCGCGACCGUUUACAUCUCUUGGUGUAUAUCUAUCUUGUUAUAAGAAGAAGAACAGCUUUCAGAAUUAACAUUGUGAAGGAAAUUCAAAUCUUCUUAUUUCUGGUCGUGUCUGUGUUCAGAGAAAUUAAAAUUAAAUUAUGUCUAUGCUCGCGGAGCGCCGGCAGAAACAGAAAUGGAGUCUCAAUCCCCGAGGAAAGUGGUGGGCCGAAGAUUCGAACAAAUUUGGUCAGAAGAUGCUAGAGAAAAUGGGUUGGACAAAGGGAAAAGGACUUGGCGCUAAUGAGCAAGGCAUUACAGAAUUUUCCAAUGUAUCAUACAAAAAUGAUACAAGUGGUAUAGGAUAUGAUGAUAAAAGUUCUGAAGCUUGGACUGAACACCGGGAAAAAUUUAGCAAUUUUCUGGAGCAGCUUAACAGGGAACAAACUCAAGAUACUGUGAAAACAGUAGAUGGAAAUGAUAACAUGGAUAAACAGUCUAUCGAGUUGAAGUCCAAGCAGAGUCAAGCUCGAGUGCAUUAUCAGAAGUUUACACGUGGCAAGGAUAUAAAUAAAUACAAAUGCAAGGAUUUAGCAAAUAUAUUCGGUCAAAAAGAAUUGACUGGUAAAACUCAAAUUAAGAUAGACAAAGCUGAUAAUAACUGUGGGAUGGAAACUUCUAGUAAUAAAGAUAAUUGGUAUGGAGUCGUUACAAUUAAUGGUGGUAACAUGGUGGACUAUUUCAAACUUAAAUCAAAGUAUAAUAAUGCAACUGAUUAUUUGAAAUAUAAUACAAAGAUGAAUAAUGAUACAAGCCUAUCAAGCAGUAUGACUGAUAAUCGAACAACUGAUUCUGAAAGUGAAAAUGAUCAACGUAUUGGUUUUGGAUUUAUAUCUAAAGUGGAAAAUUCAUCAUUAUCUAAUUAUGGAACGUUGAAAGAGCCUGUCGAAAAGAGCAGUUAUGCUUUUGAUAACCCCUGCUUAAGUAGUCCUAUAGAAGAUGUUUGUAAUAUCAAAGAUUCUUCUUCAAAAUCUGCGAAAAAGAGAAAGAAGAAAUAUGAAAAUGAUACUUUGCAUACUAUUGAAACGGAUAAACAUAACGCCAGGAAAAAAUUAAAAACUGAUACUAUUGAUAACUGCGGAAAUGGUUUUGUUAAUUCGGCUCUCAAUCUAGACGCAAAUCCUGAAGAAGAUUAUAAUGGUAAAGAAUUUGAAGUAUCCAGAGCACAGUUUGGUCUUGAAAACUGUGGUUUAGAUCUUACAGAUGAAAGAAAUGACAAAAAACGCGUAACAUUUAAUGAUCAUGUUAUGUUAUGCGAAUAUAACAUAAAUUCUACAAAGAAAAAGAAAGGAGAGGCUACAUUGGAUAAAUUCGAAGUUGAAAAUAAGAAGAACAAAAAGAAACGGAAGCACGAGAAUAUUACGACUCCUAUAUCAAAUGGCUUUGUCAAUAAAGCAUUAGAUAUAGAGGCGUUACAUGAAGAAAUUAAUGAUAAUGAGUUGAAUGAACAUAAAACUAAAAAAAUUAAGAAGAGAAGGAUAUAUAAAACAUCUAGUCUGGAAACGAUACAAGAGUCACCAGAGAAGGAAAUAACCGAGAUUAAUAUAGAAUCGGAAAUUGAUUUAAAUACUGGAGAUGUAGAAAAUGCAGAAAUCGAUACUGAACAAAAAUUGAAGAAGAAAAAGAAGAAAAAAAAUAAAGUUGAAAAGAUUAUUGUAAUUGAUAUCACGAAGAAUGAAGAACCGGAUAUUGAAAUUGAAGAUGUAAUUAGCAAAAAGAUUAAGAAAGAUAAGAAGAGUAAAGAAGAAGUGACAGUAAUUUCUAAAAAAUAUAAAAAUAAGAAGAAUAAAGAAAAUAGCAAAAGUGAAAAAGACGUUAUUCAAAUUGAAGUAAGCGAUGAUCAACAAGAUAUCAGUUCUAAUUCAAAGCAGCAACACAAUGAUAAUUUAAUUAAGGAUGAUAAUAAAAAUGAAAAAAUAAUUGAAACAUUAUCAGUUUCUACAACCAAAGAAGAAAAAAAAGAAGAAAUGAAAUCAUUAGAAGCUACUAAACAAAAGAAGAAAAAAAAUAAGAGCAUCAAUAAAGAAGAUUGUUCAAGCACAAUUAAUGAAUGUUAUGUAGAGAAAGAGAUCUCUGAUAAGGAAAAUACUGAUAAAGAGCAAUGUUCACCUACCAAAUCAACAAAGAAACAUAAAAAAAGCAAAAAAUCGAAAGAUAAGAAUGUAUCUGAUAUAGGAGAUUCUUCCAAUCUUGAUAAAGAAGAUAUGAACGAAAAUGUAAAACAAGAAAAAGUAGAAAAAGCGGAAUCUACUGAUACACCUUCAAAAAAAGAAAACUUGAUUGAUACUAUUGAAAAUAUAAUUAGCAGUCCAUGGAGUGUAAAAGCAAGAAUGUCUAAGAAAAUGUUGGUAACACUUUUCCACAAUAAUGCAAUAUUAGAUUUCCCAGGUUCCAAUAUUCGUAAUAUAAAGGGAUAUGGUGCUGAUAUCGAAAGUGAAUUAGAUUGUGUAUAAUUUUGAUAUUUUUCAAUGACAAAUAAAUAAUACACAAGUUUGACAAGUUUGACAGUUUGACAAGAAUUUUGUCAAAUAUCGUGAAUAAUAUUUUUGAUAUAUGUACAUUAUGUACGUAUGUACAU